GCCUAAGGUGCGCGCCGCCGAGAGCAAGGAGCGCCCCGGAUAGGGCUCCUGAGAGGCCCGUCUAAAGGCUCAGCCAGUGAGGGAAGCCGGAGUUGGGUUGGGAGGCGGGCACCCGGAAGAGAAGAUGCUCUGUGCUGCGCGCGAGGCUCUCCAACUGGAAACGGAGGGGCGGAAAAAGGCGGCUGCGCGCAGGCACCAUGUUUCAGUUUUUGGUUGGUUUUGCACUUGGCAAUGUAGUUGGGAUGUAUCUGGCCCAGAACUAUGAUGUUCCGAACAUUUCAAAGAAGAUUGAAGACAUCAAGAGAGACGUGGAAGCUAGAAAGAAGCCUCCAAACGACAAAUGAUGUUUACCUAGCUGUCUCUGUAUUAAAUGUAGAUCAUGUAGUUUUGCCACUAGGUCGCAGAUGCCAAACCUUCAUGUGGCUUUUCUGGAUUUCCUCCAGAUGUGUAGUCUUGAAAAACCAAGCUGCCCUCAGGCUGAAGUGUCACCACAUCCAAGGGACCUUCUAGCACUUUCUGGAUAUUUGACUUCUUUUUCUUUCUUUCUUUUUACCCCAUGUGUAAUAAGAAAAACCAUGCAGGGAGAGACUGAGAGAUUGGACUAUUGUUCUCAGUGUUUGUUUUCAAUAAUAUUUUCUAUUCAGUAUUAAUUUGAUUUCGGAGUAGAGUAAUGAAAUUAAUUAUUCCAGUGUGACAAUCAGUAAUGGUCUGGCUGUAGAAGUGACUCAUGAAAGAAAUUAAAAUGCGUCAGGAAUUAGCAUCCAAAGAUUUUUAAUGGUAUUUUGAAAAUUAAUUCAGUAUUUUUUUGUACAACCUAUUUGUAACAUACUAAAUCACAGAUAAAAAUCCUCCUCUCUUUCCCCCCUCUGAAGUGAGAGGCUUUUUAUUUUAUUUUAA
Messenger RNA from Podarcis muralis (Common wall lizard), 897 nucleotides. RefSeq names its product short transmembrane mitochondrial protein 1 (gene STMP1). Lineage: Eukaryota; Metazoa; Chordata; Lepidosauria; Squamata; Lacertidae. The record is from RefSeq and is a predicted model, not a curated record. Gene Ontology annotation, cellular component: respiratory chain complex.